Messenger RNA from Colletotrichum siamense, 1209 nucleotides. It is a transcript of the gene ctnA, whose product is annotated as Citrinin biosynthesis transcriptional activator mrl3. The record is from RefSeq and is a predicted model, not a curated record. Gene Ontology annotation, cellular component: nucleus. NCBI's taxonomy places the organism in Eukaryota, Fungi, Ascomycota, Sordariomycetes, Glomerellales, Glomerellaceae. The coding region runs from base 1 to 1209 and encodes 402 amino acids. Gene Ontology annotation, biological process: DNA-templated transcription; regulation of DNA-templated transcription. The transcript is spliced from 7 exons. Gene Ontology annotation, molecular function: DNA binding; zinc ion binding; DNA-binding transcription factor activity, RNA polymerase II-specific.
AUGUCGACCGCCAACAGAGACUCCGAGAGCCCGCAGAACAGCCCGGCGCCCAAGACAGCGAGAGGAGUCAUGAACUGCAGGCCGUGUCAGAUCCGCAAGAUCAAGUGUGACAGAGCACUACCUGCCUGCGGAGUCUGCCACCUCUACCAGCGGUCUUGCUUCUACGAGGGAGUCCCUAAGAAGCGAGGGCCAAAGAAGGAGUCGUUGAGUGCACUCAUCAAGAGGAUCGAUGGUCUCGAGGAGCUUCUCAAGUCAGACAAGACGCCGACACCACCAGGAACCGACAUCAUCAACACAGACUUUGCUGAGCCGCAUGUCUUUGGAGGCGGCAUUUCUGAGCCCUGCGGAUCCGCAUCAUCGGAUAUUAGCCCGUUCAGUAAUUUCAGAGGCAACAAUUUUGAGGCCAGUUCAGAUGUUUCGGCAACUAUCAAUGCUGAUGGUCUUGUGGAUGUCUACUUCACAAAAUUUCAUCGCAAUCCUUACGACAUCCUGGAUGAAUUCACGACGAGGCAGAGGUUAAAAGCAAAUCAACUAUCUAGAUCAGUCCUGUAUGCAAUUUGCGCUGUAGCCACGGGGUUCUCCGAACGACCUGGGAAAGGGCCAAGUAGUCAUGUCUCUGGAGAGACGUACGCGGCAUGGGCACAAAGGGAGAUUGACCCUUGUGAAGUAUCACUUGACUCAUGCCAGGCCUUGCUGCUUCUCGUAGCAGCCUUUGCAGCGAUGGGGGAUGGCAAGAGGUCAUACGUUGUUCUAUCACAAGCAGUCGGUAUGGCAAUGACACUCGAGCUAUACUCUCAGCCUAGCGACGGUGUGCAUGAUGACACUACCAAACGGGUCUUUUGGACAUGUUACAUCAUGAACACGUUUGUGUCUACGUGGCUGGAGCGCCCGUCGUUAAUGGAUGAUUCGUUGAUCAAGGCCGACAUUCAAUCGUCAAGACAACCUAGCCACAGCGGUUGGAGAACAAGCAACGAUUUCGUCGCAAUCCCCAACAACGACUUUCGGAGGUUUUCUGCCAGCCCGAAAGAACCGAUUGACGAAAUUCAAAAGCUCGUCUGGAUGGCUCAGAUUUUGUCAGAAGCGAACAGGUAUCUACUUUUGAGCGACACUGCAUCGCAAGCAGCAUACUGCCAGAGGCACAAGAUCCUCCACGACCUGGACGUAUGGGCCUCCAGCAUCGGAUCGAGCCCAUUCUACCGCUACGCUUGA